CACAGGAAUUGCUGUAAUUAUAUAGAGAACUUGAAUUACAAUGGGGGACGACAGUGAAUGGAUGAAACUGCCCAUUGAUCAGAAAUGUGAACACAAGCUGUGGAAAGCCAGAUUAAAUGGUUAUGAAGAAGCCCUUAAGCUCUUCCAGAAGAUAGAUGAUGAAAAGAGUCCUGAAUGGUCCAAGUAUCUUGGAUUGAUAAAGAAAUUUGUGACAGACUCCAAUGCAGUGGCUCAGCUGAAAGGACUGGAAGCAGCACUUGCUUAUGUUGAAAAUGCUCAUGUAGCUGGGAAGACAACAGGAGAAGUAGCAUCUGGAGUUGUAAAUAAAGUGUUCAAUCAGCCAAAGGCCAGAGCAAAAGAGCUGGGUCUAGAUAUAUGUCUAAUGUAUAUAGAAAUCGAGAAAGGAGAGGCAAUACAAGAAGAAUUAUUAAAGGGUCUGGACAACAAAAACCCAAAAAUCAUAGUAGCAUGUAUAGAGACACUGAGGAAAGCACUAAGUGAAUUUGGUUCAAAAAUAAUCUUACUGAAGCCAAUCAUUAAAGUAUUGCCAAAACUUUUUGAAUCUCGGGAAAAGGCUGUUCGAGAUGAAGCCAAACUCCUUGCUGUGGAGAUCUACCGUUGGAUAAGGGAUGCUUUGAGACCUCCAUUGCAGAACAUAAAUUCUGUUCAGCUGAAAGAGCUGGAAGAAGAGUGGAUCAAAGUGUCAUCAGCUCCACCUAAGCAGACUAGGUUUCUGCGUUCCCAACAGGAGCUCAAGGCAAAAUUUGAGCAGCAGCAAGCCAUUGGAGGAGAUGCAGAUGGAGGCGGUGAUGAUGAGGAAGAGGCAGUACCACAAGUAGAUGCAUAUGAGUUGCUUGAAGCUGUAGAAAUUCUUUCCAAGCUUCCCAAAGACUUCUAUGAGAAAAUAGAAGCAAAAAAGUGGCAAGAAAGAAAAGAAGCUCUAGAGGCUGUUGAAGUGCUUGUGAAAAAUCCCAAGCUGGAAUCAGGGGACUAUGCAGACUUGGUUAAAGUUCUCAAAAAGGUUGUCGGAAAGGAUACAAAUGUGAUGUUAGUUGCUUUGGCUGCCAAAUGCCUUGCUGGAUUAGCUACUGGCCUCCGAAAAAAAUUUGGACAGUAUGCAGGGCAUGUUGUUCCAACAAUCCUGGAGAAAUUUAAGGAGAAGAAGCCUCAGGUAGUGCAGGCACUGCAGGAAGCUAUUGAUGCCAUCUUUCUAACAACCACAUUGCAGAACAUAAGUGAAGACAUUUUGGCAGUAAUGGACAACAAAAACCCAACAAUUAAGCAACAAACAUCCCUUUUCAUUGCAAGAAGCUUUCGUCACUGCACACCUUCUACUUUGCCAAAAAGCCUGUUGAAACCUUUCUGUGCUGCACUUCUCAAGCAUAUCAAUGAUUCUGCUCCUGAAGUAAGAGAUGCUGGAUUUGAAGCAUUAGGCACUGCCUUGAAAGUGGCUGGAGAGAAAGCUGUGAAUCCUUUCCUAGCAGAUGUAGACAAACUCAAGCUUGAUCGGAUUAAAGAGUGUGCUGAGAAGGUAGAACUGAUUUAUGGUAAAAAGACAGGAGGAGGAGUUGAGAAAAAAGAAGGCAAGCCUAUUGCUGGGAAGACCCCUGCUAUUUCAGGGACUGGGGGAGAUAAAGAAGCAAAAGAUGCAGCAACCAAACCAGGAUCACUGAAAAAAGCAUCUGCUGUGAAGUCUGGGGUCCCACCAAAGAAAGGCAAACCAGCUGCAGCUGCAGGCACAGGAGGUGCUGGGGCUAAAGGCAAGAAGGGUCCUGAGACCAAAGAAAUAUUUGAAUCAGAUCUCUCCAUAGAAGUAUGUGAAGAGAAAGCUGCUGCUGUCCUUCCAGCUUCAUGUAUCCAGCAGUUGGACAGUGGUAACUGGAAAGAAAGACUUGCCAGCAUGGAAGAAUUUCAGAAGGCUGUUGAGCUUAUGGAGAGAAGCGAAAUGCCUUGCCAAGCUCUAGUAAGAAUGCUGGCCAAGAAACCUGGUUGGAAGGAAACAAAUUUUCAG
Acanthisitta chloris (rifleman) is the source of this 2011-nucleotide messenger RNA. Its product is annotated as cytoskeleton-associated protein 5-like. Gene Ontology annotation, biological process: microtubule polymerization; establishment or maintenance of microtubule cytoskeleton polarity; mitotic spindle organization. The annotation marks the transcript as partial. Gene Ontology annotation, cellular component: microtubule plus-end; centrosome; kinetochore. Gene Ontology annotation, molecular function: microtubule plus end polymerase activity; microtubule plus-end binding. The transcript is spliced from 15 exons. The record is from RefSeq and is a predicted model, not a curated record. Lineage: Eukaryota; Metazoa; Chordata; Aves; Passeriformes; Acanthisittidae.